Messenger RNA from Salvia splendens (bonfire salvia), 1174 nucleotides. Its product is annotated as transcription factor TCP13. Lineage: Eukaryota; Viridiplantae; Streptophyta; Magnoliopsida; Lamiales; Lamiaceae. Gene Ontology annotation, cellular component: nucleus. The transcript has a single exon. The record is from RefSeq and is a predicted model, not a curated record. The coding region runs from base 262 to 996 and encodes 244 amino acids. Gene Ontology annotation, molecular function: DNA-binding transcription factor activity; sequence-specific DNA binding.
AUUUUGAGUGGACCCUAAUACACGUGGCUGCGUCUCUGCCUCUCUUUCUUUCCUUUCUUUCUAAUGGGUCGGCUGAAGCAUUAAUUUUAGUUUUGUACUAACACACACCUCUUCUAUAACCUCUCUAUCUUUCACACUCUAUUUUCAUCAUUUUGCUUUAGAGGACUUCCAAUUCAACUCAACUGCUGUACAUUACACUAAUAGCUCUUCCGCCUAAAUGAAUUGACAUAGCUGAAUUCAAUAAGAUAGAAUCAGUAGAAGAUGAUUGGAAAGGAUGAUUUGGACGAGAAGAGGGAAGGCAAGGCGACAUCAACAUCGACAUGGUCGAGACUAAAUGACCCUCGAAUAGUCCGAGUGGUGAGACCCAUGGGCGGCAAGGACAGGCACAGCAAGGUCUGCACCGUCCGAGGUCUGAGAGACCGACGCGUGAGGCUGUCCGUCCCCACCGCCAUUCAGCUCUACGAUCUUCAAGACAGAUUAGGCCUCAAUCAGCCUAGCAAAGUCGUGGACUGGCUCCUCGACGCUGCCAAAAACGACAUCGACGACCUGCCUCCGCUGCAGAUCCCUCCCCAAAUGCUCAACCAAUCUUGGAUAAGGAGCCAAGAACAACAUGAUGAUCAACAAUUCCACGUCCAAAAUCCUUCCUCCUUUGCAAAUCUCAUGACCACCACCACCAGUAGCAGCAGCAGCUCCUAUGGGAGAUGGGAUCCUUCCAAUUUGACCCUUUCCCAAACUCCCAUUAGCCUCGGAUUGGCUUCUCACCAACACCAAGAUUUUCAGUCACACCACCACCAGCUGCUGGUGUAUCAAGCCGCGCAGCCCUAUUUCGUGCCUCAAAUCAAUGCAGCCUCCGACACUAAGCACCCGAGCUUCCACACCUCCGACAUAUCAAGUUCUUCGCAUAUUAUUAGACCUGUCGAUUUCAACAUGACUGCGGAUCUUCUCCCCUCACAAAAUAGUGAGGUGGAAGACCUGAACAAGCGCGGCCAUCUCUAAACUUACUGUGAUUUCAUGAUUGAUUCGAGCUUCUUGACUGGUAAGGCGUCUGAUAUUAAGGUCAUAUAUAUGAUUGUUUUUUGGGGAAUUUUCUUGUACUAUAUAUAUGUACUAUGUAGAUUUUUCUGGAAAUUUUUAUGGAGUUACAAAUGCAUUACUUCUUUGGUUUCAUCUUAAA